Messenger RNA from Rhizophagus irregularis DAOM 181602=DAOM 197198, 523 nucleotides. RefSeq names its product 60S ribosomal protein eL43. NCBI's taxonomy places the organism in Eukaryota, Fungi, Glomeromycota, Glomeromycetes, Glomerales, Glomeraceae. Gene Ontology annotation, cellular component: ribosome. The record is from RefSeq and is a predicted model, not a curated record. Gene Ontology annotation, biological process: translation. Gene Ontology annotation, molecular function: structural constituent of ribosome.
AAUCGAGAUUACCCUUUUUUUUUAUUUCUUCCUCUGCCCUAAUUAUUUUUCUUUAUUUUACGCGCAUCUAUCCUAAUGGCCAAACGAACAAAGAAGGUUGGAGUUGUCGGUAAAUAUGGUACCCGUUAUGGUGCCUCAUUAAGGAAACAGAUCAAAAAGAUGGAAAUUACUCAACAUGGAAAAUAUACCUGCGGUUUUUGUGGAAAGGAUACCGUCAAAAGAAAAGCUGUAGGUAUCUGGCAAUGUCGUGCAUGCAAAAAAGUAUUAGCGGGUGGUGCAUGGACCGUUUCUACCACUACAGCUGCUACAGUACGUUCAACUGUUCGUCGUCUUCGCGAAAUAAUGGAAUCUUAAUUAAAUUACAAAAUCAUCUGGUUAAAUAUCAAUUACAAAAACUUUUUCUUUGGAUUUCAUUAAUUAUUUGAUAUUUUACUUUAUUAUUAUUUUGCAUUAAUAAAAUGAGUAUCAGAAAGAAUUAUAAUUAAAAUGAAAUAUUAAAAAAAUUUUUAUUAAAUUUAUUAAA